AUGACUUUCACCGCCGUUGUCGUCUACCCCAAUGAGCUGGACACCACGUUCGAUACCGACUACUACCUGCAGACCCAUAUGCCUCUGGUGGCCAAGCACUGGGGCCCUGUUGGUCUCAAGAGCUGGAAUGUUGUCAAGUACGACCGCGAUCCUGCCGGUACCUCUCCCAAGUACCUGAUUGCUGCCACCCUGGUGUGGGAGAGCGAGGAGGCUAGAAAGGUUGCUGCCUCGGGAGAGGCGGCGGCCAUGAUCAGAGGCGAUGUCCCCAACUUCACCAACAAGAAGCCUUUUAUCUUGGCGGGCAGCACUAUUGGAAGCCAGGUGAUCGCUUAA
Penicillium canescens is the source of this 333-nucleotide messenger RNA. RefSeq lists its product as uncharacterized. The coding region runs from base 1 to 333 and encodes 110 amino acids. The record is from RefSeq and is a predicted model, not a curated record. NCBI's taxonomy places the organism in Eukaryota, Fungi, Ascomycota, Eurotiomycetes, Eurotiales, Aspergillaceae. The transcript has a single exon. Gene Ontology annotation, molecular function: oxidoreductase activity.